Oryza brachyantha (malo sina) is the source of this 2891-nucleotide messenger RNA. RefSeq lists its product as uncharacterized. Gene Ontology annotation, molecular function: dynein light intermediate chain binding; dynein intermediate chain binding. Gene Ontology annotation, biological process: microtubule-based process. Bases 1790 to 2356 code for a protein of 188 amino acids. The record is from RefSeq and is a predicted model, not a curated record. The transcript is spliced from 2 exons. Gene Ontology annotation, cellular component: dynein complex. Lineage: Eukaryota; Viridiplantae; Streptophyta; Magnoliopsida; Poales; Poaceae.
AUCCAUAUGAAUCUAGUGAAGGCCAAAAAUCUUAAAAGAUGAAACGGAGGUAAUAUCAUUUAAUAUGGCAUAUUUCUCCUCAAAAAAAAUGAACGCCCAUACAAUCAGCAGUCAGGAUAAAGGAGUGCUUUGUUACUUCCUACCGCAGGAAAUAACUAUGAGAUAAAAUCUACUAGUGAUGAACAUAAAUUGAACUUGAAACUGAAGGAAGCAGAGUCCAUCAGUUACCACAGAGUAAUGAGAGACUUCUUUACAUGUGGACCUUAGGAGUUGAGCAUCACCACUUAACAAUUAUGACACUUACAAAGUAAGUCAGUGCAUAUGAACACAUAAAUGCUGUAACAAAAUGAGCCAUGCAUGACGCAUCAGAAAUCACCUUCCUCCUUAGAAGCCAAAGGCUACAUCUUUGUAGUCCCAAGUAUAUCGUCUCUACUUCAUGAUACAAUCUCUGAAGAACAAAAUGCUCACUUUAAAGGCAUAACAUAUAUUUUUUUCUCAAAAAUAGCAUGCAUACAUUUGGAACAAUGGUUUGAAGAUUUAUUUCUGGCAGUUGAAAAUUCACUUGUUUCAGAUAUACUAAUUUCUAGGCCAUGCUAACGAAAAAGGGGGAGAUCUUUCAGAUGUCAUAUGCAAUUAUAUAUUGUAGGCAUAACAAUUGCUAAGAACUUAACACAUAAAAAUGAUUGUUCUUGCACUGAUAUUUUUAUGAUUGUGAAAAUGCAACAAAACUGCAAUUGUGCAAACCAAAGGAUUGAGUUCUAUAGGAAGUAGCAGUUGAGAUUGCUUUUCACUUAUGUUCAAACAAUUACAACUAAAAAAAUGUGGGAAUUAGACAUAGGUGUGAAUUAAAACUUUUAGCAUGUUAAGUGACCAAUCAACAGGAGAGUUAUGGUUUCAAUAGUCUACCUACCAUCUCAGCAAGCCACAAGAAAGAGAUGCCUUAUUAUUAUUUUUUAAUAUCUACCUCUCUUAUGUAUUUUGUCCUAUGAUAUAGGGGCUACAAGUCCAAUAAUUUGUUCUCAUUGCUCAUUGGUCUCUAUUCUACAGUCCUAUGAUUGAGUUUUGUAAAAGAUAGGCUGGACUAAAUGAAAUUGAGUGCUACAUGUACAAAGAUGUUGCCACGUGUCUUAACAUUACCUCCAAUCCUGUUAAUUUAGAGAUGUCUUGUGGGUGACAAAACCACUCAUCACAUCCAGACUUGCCACAAACUUAGACAAAGUUUCCAGUCCAUUACCUGGACUGAAGGACCUUGUCAUGGAAAAUGGAACAUUUGUCAGAACUCUCACAUAGGUUGGUCCUACUGACAUUCAUAAUAUACAAACCUGAGCUGCACAAUGAAGUGGUUGAGGUCUUGAAGUUCCUUUUUGUCAUAAAGAUUAGUCAUUGGGAUCCUUCAAAUCUGGUCUGAAUGCACCAACUAGCCUAUUACACUAGCCUUUUCCAUCAUACAGGGCACCAUGCCGCACAACAAGGCGACCUGCACAUGGUCUGCGGUUUUCUAUAUGCUUAUUCUCCUUAUUAAAUUAGAGAAGACUGUCCUUUGCCUCACCCACUCAUUGCAGAGAAUCCAAACUCAUAAUCCAUCACUUAGUUAAUUGUUGUUGGACUAUAGAGAUUCUGCUUGCCUAUGCCAUUCUCUAUGCUGCUAUAUAGAUGUGGCUUCAGGAAGAGCCAUACUGAUUCAGAACUAAUCAUCAGUUGGGAAGGAGAGAUAUUAGCUACACAUUGAGAUUCAGAGCAAAAUCUGCAAUCACAUUGCUUGAUUGGAAAAGGCGAUAUUUGGCUAGCAAUGGCAGCCCGCCAUGGUGGUAGCAGGAAAUCAAAGGCAGAGCAGUGGCUAUUUGGUGGAAGAUGGAGGGGAAAUGUGAAGGAGACAAGGCAUCCUGUUGCCUCUGAAGCCAGGCCUCCUGCAAUUCCCACAGCAACUAAGAAGGAUGAGGACAUCUGCCUUGAGAAGUCCAGAGUUCAUCUGCCUGGCCUGGGACAGAGGGAGAUCGUUGAUAUCGCGCCCGGGAGGAAGUCGAUGCCAGAGGUGGAGAUCAACAUGAAGGAAGUUGUCUCUGUGCUUGGGGUGAAGGUGAUGGCUGCAGACAUGCCGCCAUUUAUGCAGCUGCAUGCUUUCCGGUGUGCCAAGAGGUCCCAUGAUAGCUUGGACAAGUUCAGCUCAAGGCAGCUGGCCCACGAUGUGAAGAAGGAGUUCGAUAAAGUUUACGGACCUACAUGGCAUUGCAUCGUCGGUACGAGCUACGGUUCUUUCGUGACGCAUUCGAGAGGCUGCUUCCUCUACUUCUCCAUGGACAAAAUCAUCGUGAUGCUGUUCAAGACCAAGGUCAGGAAAGUGUUGGCAUCAUCUUGAGCUCUGCAAUAACCACCAUGUCAUGUCUUUGGCUCAUACAUUUUCAUCCUGAGAAAAGGGUAAUUAGCCUAGCUUUGUGAGAUUGAAGAAAACAAGGGGAUAAAAAAGAAAAACAACCCCCAAUAAUUGUUGUCUGUGAGCUGCAAGUUGCAGCUGGCAAAGUACUGUGUUAGUUCCAUACCUCCAUUGUUCCACUGUGGUGGAUGGUGGUGAUGAGUAUAAUAGCACAGCAGGGAAGCAGGGUGAACAAACUGAACAUGGCGUGGGCGCUGCUGUACAUUGUUAACUACUACCACUUGAUGAAAGUGAGGAUGAACUGUUGUUUGGGUGUAGUGUUGUAGUGCUGUUUUUCUGAGGGGCAGGCUCUGACAAGGCUACUACAAACAAUCGCUGUCAGGAUCACGUUGUGAGAUUCCUGAUUAGUAGAGAUAAUCACGGCUAAUACGGUGUUUGAUCAGAUACACCUCUUAGCUGGUUUGACAUUUGUGUCUUAGCUCUGGUAGCGGUGGAGUUAAACAAUACCUGGAUCUCGUUA